Pseudovirgaria hyperparasitica is the source of this 1095-nucleotide messenger RNA. RefSeq names its product kinase-like protein. The coding region runs from base 1 to 1095 and encodes 364 amino acids. Lineage: Eukaryota; Fungi; Ascomycota; Dothideomycetes; Acrospermales; Acrospermaceae. Gene Ontology annotation, biological process: protein phosphorylation. The record is from RefSeq and is a predicted model, not a curated record. The transcript has 5 exons. Gene Ontology annotation, molecular function: protein kinase activity; ATP binding.
AUGGAUCUUGUUGACGAAGAAUCGUUGUCACACUUUGAUCCUUCCCGAUAUUAUCCAGCAAGAAUUGGCGACUCGAUUGGGAGUUCUUGCAUAAUAAGAUCCAAGUUAGGAUAUGGGCGAAGUUCAACUACUUGGCUUUGCCAAGAUUUGAACAAACACUUCAAAGUCCUGAAGAUCUUAACCGCAGAUGCUACUUCGCAUGAAGCCCAAGCAUUGAAGCAUAUAGAGCAAUGUUCAUCAUCCCAGGAACAUCCAGGCAAAUACUGUGUUCGACGAUCUAAUCAAAUUUUCAGUAUUACAUCGAACGGCCGAGUACAUCAAUGCUUUUUAUUUGAGCCGCUAGGAGCAAGUCUACUAGAGUUUACUAAGGCGAUUCCGAGGAAUUCUUUUGGAUCUCAUAAUGUUCGUUGGAUUACUACUUAUCUUCUUCACGCAAUGGAUUUCCUCCACUCUAAUGGAGUUGUCCAUACAGACAUUAAAUUGGACAAUAUUCAAAUGACCCUGCCGAAUGACGAGGAGGAGUUUCUAAACUCUUUUAUCGCAGCUGAAACACACCACACAAGUUAUGUGAAGCAAAUCAAUAGUGACUUACCUAUAUAUCGAUCUCGCCAAAUGGUCCAAGACGAACUAGGAUACCCCAUACUCUGCGAUCUGGGUUCAGCUGUACUAGGCACCUCAUAUCACAAAGGGCUAGCUCAAGCUCUUCCAUAUCGGGCUCCUGAAGUAAUAUUUGGUGCAGAUUGGAACUCCAAAAUCGAUGUUUGGAAUUUGGGCGUUUUAAUCUGGGAACUCCUUUUUGGGGAACGUAUCUUCGGACAAACAGAUGAACUGAGCUCGGUAAGUCUGAUGGUUCAGUAUUUAGGUCUUCCUCCGAAGAGCUUCCUUGGUCGUUGCGCCGCAUCUCAAGCUUUCUUCGAUGAAAAGGGAGACUGGAAGCAUGGAGACAUCAGCGCCAUACAUAUUGAAGAUCGGGUGGAAGCAGAGGCAACAAUGCCAUUGCUUUUCGAUUUUAUGCGCUGCAUGUGGAGAUGGGAUCCCGACGAUCGGAUAUCAGCAAGUGAGCUUCUCAAGCACCCUUGGUUACACACUGGAUGA